This is a messenger RNA of [Torrubiella] hemipterigena, 1173 nucleotides long. The record is from the annotation of a GenBank genome assembly. NCBI's taxonomy places the organism in Eukaryota, Fungi, Ascomycota, Sordariomycetes, Hypocreales, Clavicipitaceae.
AUGGGAGACACCAUGGGAGAAGAAAGUUCUGACCAUUUGCUCCGUUAUUUUGCUCUACACCCUGAUCUCCUCGCCCAUCAGCCCGAGGAUUACAAUGGCGCAUCUGCCAUGACGGAAAUGCUCGCCAUCCACCGUGUCAUACCAGCAAGAAGCUUGUAUAGGCAAAUGAUUAAGACUGGACGUCCGUUUCGAAAAAUCGGCCAAGGUACCGGCGGAGUUGUCUUCGGUCAAGAAGGGACGUCGUUUGCUCUGAAGCUUGCCAAGAGCGCCGAUACACCCCAACUAUGGAACGACUACCGAAUGCAUUUGGACAUCAAGAAAGCCUUCGAGAAUUCACAAAUAGCUAGAAAGACGAAAAUCCCAGCCUGUGACAAACUUGUAACUAAAAGUUAUUCGAAAUUCUUCAAAAAAUAUCCUAUGCUAGUGGCCGCCGCUAAGCGCGACUGCCACACCCCAACGGCAGUCCUAAUUACAGAGAGAAUUGAACCAAUGCCCGCACCUGUUCGACACGGCCUAAUUAGUCUGUACAUCUCUCCAAGGAACCAAGUGGAUGCAUACAUGGAAAAGGACAAUGACGAUUGCCUCAUUCGACUCUACUUGGGAUCCAUGGGUGGCCAGGAGAUCAAGUCCACCUCUAUCCGGAAUUUUGAGCUCCAUCUGAAUCAAAUGCAUGCCUUGGGGCUAAACAUUGACUCCUACGUCAAUGAGAUGGCAGCAGCCCUAGCAGUCAUGCACUGGAAAGCAAAGACUGAUGCAAGGGGCGUUGAAUUUGUUCUUGGGGCAUCGGCUUCCGAAUUCACCAUCUUCAAUGAGACCCACAGACUUGAGCCGCUUACAUUAUCUAGGACUGAUAUAGAAAUCUUGUUUCGACCUGUAAUCAACCUAUGGGUUUUGGAUUUCGACCAGGUUCAGCGAAUUACCCUUGACGAAGACGGAGUUGCCAAAGCAGUCUCCGCCGCUGAGGCCAAUAAUCCCUAUAUUCCGCGACCUCUACAGAGCUCAAUCGUAGAAAAGCGUGCAUGGACUUUUUUUGCUGUCAAAUAUUUGCAAUACUCAAGGAUGGCUUUGAAUGACAAGAGCAUGACCUAUUUACCAAUGUUGUUUCUGGAAGGGCUGAUCGAAACGGAGCAAAAGCGACAAGAACAGAAUGUUUCCACCGCAGCUAAAAAAUAA